Molecule: messenger RNA, 825 nt
Organism: Engraulis encrasicolus (European anchovy)
Lineage: Eukaryota; Metazoa; Chordata; Actinopteri; Clupeiformes; Engraulidae
Product: P2X purinoceptor 7-like
Exons: 2
Coding region: 106-738 (210 amino acids)
Source: RefSeq, a predicted model, not a curated record
AUUUUCACCGAUCAGUGACGUCACAUCAUUGUUGGCGGAAGAAGACGCGCACGCUGAACUCGGGGACAGAAGAGAAGAAGCACAGGACCGCAGACAUCAGCGACAAUGGCGGACAACGCGGCUUUUUUCGACGAUUACGAGGAUUUCGAAGAUUAUGAGGACGAGUUUGAUGGGCGUCCUUAUAUGUUCGAACCGGAGUAUACCGAGGAAGAAUUACUCGAGCGCCGCAGAAGAAGAGAGAGAGAGGGAGAAAGAGCGCAAGCUGAGGAGGCUGCGGCACAGCAAGAGUCUCUCGCCGCACAGCCUCGUACCACAGGUAGCUGGUGGUGCUCUUGCGAAAGCUGCGACAAAAUGCCCACCGAAGAGGAAUGCUUUUGUUGCAAAGACUGGGACGUUCUGCACGGACACACGGAAGGUGUUGCGUGUGUUACCUUGGGAGAAGGUUUCAGGUCGCUUCUGCACCUUUGGGUUUUGGAGGCUUUUUUCCACGUCCCAAAGGUAAACUGGAAGAAAAGACCCACGCCGGAGGGACCAAAUGGAUCUUUAUCCACAAAACAGUGCAGACUGGUCGCGUACCGCGUCUUCUUGGAGUGGGCACUUCAGGGACAGCAAUUAGGACGCCGUCAGAGACUGGUCCUUCCCAGCUGCGUUGUAAACGCCAUUCGAAAGCAAUACCCGUGUCCCACCGGCACCUACCAUGGGUUCCAGGAAGCUGACGAGGCUACCAGCAUCAUUUGACUCACUUUCAAGUUUUUGUACUUUGUAAAUAGUGUAAAUAGUUUGUCAUAAAGAAAACUCUUUUGGUGUGAAAAUGUAAAACAAAAA